Molecule: messenger RNA, 2018 nt
Organism: Malania oleifera
Lineage: Eukaryota; Viridiplantae; Streptophyta; Magnoliopsida; Santalales; Ximeniaceae
Product: F-box only protein 6
Exons: 2
Coding region: 186-1607 (473 amino acids)
Molecular function (GO): protein binding
Source: RefSeq, a predicted model, not a curated record
GGAAUUUUGUUCAGAAUUAUCGCAUGGGCCCUGCUGAGGUGGAAAAGAAGAGUGGGUUAGGGAGUGGAGAGAGAGAGGUGGAGAGAGAAUAAGCACAGAGACAGAGAGAGAGCAGAGACUGGAGAGGAGUGGUUUUAGAGAGAGAGGAGAGGGAGGGAGGGGGGAAGAAGGCGGGCGGCUGGGGCAUGGAAGAGCUGGCCAUGCUGAGGCAGCUCAUCAGACAGCUUCAGGAGCUCUUGGAACUUUACGGCUCUCCUCCUCCUCCGUAUAAUCAUCAACAUCUUCAUCUUCAUCACUUUCAGCAGCGUCUCAAUAAUCAUCCACUGCCUCACAGCCACCUCCAACAACAGCCAAACAGAUGGUGCUUCCUCAAUUUGGAUGACAACUCUCCAGAAGAUGGUUCUCGCAAUCUCAUAAACAGCCCUGGGGAAUCUGAAGGUUUCAAGAUGUUGGAACCUUACAAGCCUCCACCUCUGAAGAAACCUAGAAAAGAGAGAAAUCGAGUAAAAUUACUGGGAACCAGUGCUUCAACUGAGAUAAUGGAACAGCAGAUAUGGAAGGAAUUUCCUGAAGACCUGUUUGAAGCUGUCAUAGCCAGACUUCCAAUUGCCACAUUUUUCCGCUUCCGUUCUGUUUGUCGAAAGUGGAAUUCCUUGCUGAAUUCUGAUAGCUUUUCUCAGCAAUGUGCCCGAGUCCUACAAGCACAACCCUGGUUUUACACCAUAACUCAUGAAAAUGUGAACACAGGAGCUAUGUAUGACCCGUCACUGAAGAAAUGGCACCACCCAACUGUCCCUUCUCUGCCCACAAAGAUAAUUGUCUUGCCAGUAGCUUCAGCUGGGGGUCUUGUUUGUUUUCUUGAUAUUGGUCACCGGUACUUCUUUGUGUGCAAUCCCCUGACUCGGUCUUUCAAAGAGUUGCCAACCAGGUCAGUCAGAGUCUGGUCUCGUGUUGCCGUGGGGAUGACUCUGAAUGGAAAUUCCACCAGUGGGGGCUACAAGAUCCUCUGGGUAGGUUGCGAUGGGGAAUAUGAAGUGUAUGACUCGGCGAAGAACUCUUGGACACGUCCUGGAAGCAUGCCUUCCAAUGUCAAGCUACCACUGUCACUGAACUUCAGGUCACAAACUGUGAGCAUUGGUCGCACGCUGUACUUCAUGCGUUCAGAUCCUGAAGGGAUUGUUUCCUACAAUAUGUCCACUGGGGUUUGGAAGCAGUUCAUAAUCCCAUCCCCGUUGCAUCUUACUGACCACACACUUGCAGAGUGUGAGGGACGGAUAAUGCUCGUUGGGUUGCUCACAAAGAAUGCUGCCACAUGCGUGUGCAUAUGGGAGCUGCAGAAAAUGACGCUCUUGUGGAAGGAGGUUGACAGAAUGCCAAAUAUAUGGUGCUUGGAGUUUUAUGGGAAGCACGUUAGGAUGACUUGCUUGGGUAACAAAGAUUUGCUCAUGUUGUCCUUGAGAUCAAGGCAGAUGAACCGGCUAGUUACAUACAAUGCAUCGAGCAGGGAAUGGCUGAAGGUUCCUGGGUGUGUACUGCCACGUGGAAGGAAGCGACAGUGGAUUGCUUGUGGCACUGCCUUCCACCCAUGCCUGACUGCUUCGGCUUGAUUCAUCAUCUCUGUGCCUGGAAUUUUCAGCAUGCUAGAGAUGGAAUUUAUUAUUUGGUACUAGUUUGGUUUUAUCUGUGAUGGUGCUGGUAUGGCUUUUAUCCCCCCAUUUUUGUUUGUUAAACAAACCGCAUGACACAGUGGGGAUUAUGGUGACCCUUUUUUCCUUUCAGUGUACAAACAUAUGGACGUAGAUUUGAUUUCCUAAGACAGUUUAGAGUUUCCUUCUUCCCUGUUUUCUGGAUGGAAUCCAAAAAGCCUGAAUCGAAGUUUAGACCAAAACCUAUAUUGUGACUCUCUUCCAUCUUAAGCCCAUCAAUGUUUUUGGUGUGUUGGACAGGAGACGAUUCAGGGUAUGAAAAACUGCCUUGUUUCUAUAUUAUAUUGAUGCGCCGUGCUGUUGCCUUUGAAA